Trichosurus vulpecula (common brushtail) is the source of this 3689-nucleotide messenger RNA. RefSeq names its product Mov10 like RISC complex RNA helicase 1 (gene MOV10L1). Bases 16 to 3453 code for a protein of 1145 amino acids. The record is from RefSeq and is a predicted model, not a curated record. The transcript has 26 exons. NCBI's taxonomy places the organism in Eukaryota, Metazoa, Chordata, Mammalia, Diprotodontia, Phalangeridae. Gene Ontology annotation, molecular function: helicase activity.
UGUAGUGAUUAUGGGAUGAUUGACGAUCUAGUGUGCUUCACCAGCGAUGCCGUCACCAGCAGCGUGCCACUAAACAUUGGCCAGGAGGUGACUGCCAUUGUGGAGGAGGAUAAGAUAUCCAAUGGAUUGAAAGCUAUCAGAGUUGAAGCUGUCUCUGAUAAAUGGGAAGAUGACAGCAAAAAUUACUGCGAACUUCCUGAUUCCAGUACCAAGAUUUUGAUUGGCUGUAUCACUUCUCUUGUUGAGGAUGCUGGCUACAUCAAUCAGACAACCUACUUCUCCAUGCAGGAUGUUUGUGAAGGUUUUGAGCCUUGUAAGGGUGAUUGGGUACAAGCUGAAUAUUUCAUUAAGCCAGCAACAUGGAAUAGUGAGGCAAUUUCUGUGAAGCCACUAAGAUACAAACGAGUAGAUCAGGUUUGCAUUUCCAGUCUCUGUGGAAGAAAUGGGGUCAUCGAUGAUAGCAUCUUUUUCACUCUGGAUUCUCUGAGACUUCCUGAAGGCUAUAAACCUCGGAAAUCUGAUCUGGUCAAUGUGGUGGUGGUGGAGAGUAACCAGUCAUGCUAUGUUUGGCGUGCCCUUUGCAUGGCUCCAGUCGACAGAGAAUCUCAUAUCAUCAGUGAAAUUGGAGUUGAUGAGUCAUGUGGAACCCAACUCUUGAAAAACAAAGGAGAUCUUGAAGUUACAAAAAUGACAAAUUUUGGAACCCUAAAAGAGGGAGAAAGUAAAAAUAUGGUCAUCUGGAUAGAGAAUAAAGGAGCUGUGACACAGUACUUAGUCAGCUGCAGGCUAGCUGGCUGGGAAAAAUCUAAACAAUUUCGCUUUCAAACGCUUGAUGCAGAUCAAAGCUGCCCGGUAGUGAUGUCUUCUGUUUCUUCUGUGCCUGUCAAAGAGGGUUGUUCAGAGGAGGAUAAUAGUUCACUCUCUAGCUGUGAUAGAGAGACAACCUGCCGGUCAUUGGAUAGCAGUUCUGUGGACUCCAGUGAACAUUCUCUAGAUGAAGCCAUUAUUGUACCAGGUGAACAUACAUCUACGGGAACAAAUGAACAGAAGGAAAAGGACACGUCAGAGAAGCUGGAUACGGGAUCUGAGCACAGCGGCCAAGUACCAAUCCCCCCAGGCAAAAAGACCUUCAUUGUGAUUGUGUGUGAUGCCAGAAAUCCUGGCCGCUGCAUGGACCUCCUUUUGCUUUGUUUUUCUGACUUCAUUAUUGGGCGGUACAUCGAAGUUAAUGUAGUAAGCGAAGAAGAAUUACUCAUAGCUGUAACAGAGCCAUUUUCUUGGAAAAAGUCUAAAGCCAUUCCAGCUCUGACAUCCCCCAAGACAACAGUGGUGGUGACAACACAGAAAAGGAAUCUAAGAAGACAGCUGCCAAGUUUCCUCCCACAGUAUCCCAUACCAGACAGACUAAAGAGAUGUGUGGAACACCAACUAGACAUACUAACUUUUCAGCCACUGCUUGCAGAGCUGCUGAAUAUGUCCAACUAUAAAGAUAAAUUUUCCACCCUGCUGUGGCUGGAGGAAAUUCAUGCAGAACUGGAAAUCAGAGAGUUCUACAUGAGUGGAGUGAUUCUGAAAAAGAAUGGCAAUUACUUGGUUUUGGAAGUGCCGGGGUUAGCGGAGAGUCGCCCAUCUUUGUAUGCAGGUGACAAAGUGAUUUUAAAAAGCCAGGACUACAACGAGCAUGUUAUCGAGUACAUUGGCUACGUGACCGAGAUUCACGAAGAAGACGUAACCCUUAAACUCAAUCCUGAAUUUGAAGAAGCUUACAACUUUGAGCCGAUGGAUGUCGAGUUCACCUUCAAUCGAACAACCAGCAGAAGAUGUCACUUUGCUGUGGAGCAGGCGAUACACCUGGGAGAGAAAGUACUAUUUCCAGAAAGUAUCAUUCUACAGUCUCCACAAGUUUCUGGGACUUGGAACUACUUGCAAGACACUGCUAGUGAUGAGCAAUCUUCUCUUAACCAAGGAAACAAGAAUAAGAAGAAACUGAAGGAGCCAAAGGAACACGCAACCAAGAAGGGAAGCACCAAUUCCAUUCAUGACAUGGUGACAUUUGCCACGCAGACAAUGAAUGGAGUACGGACCUCAAAAACAAAAGAGGGUGAAUUUUUCAAUCCAGUUCUAAAUGAAAAGCAGAAACUGGCGGUUAGAAGGAUCUUGAGCGGCGACUGCCGACCAAUCCCAUACGUUCUCUUUGGACCUCCGGGAACUGGAAAGACAGUUACCAUAAUAGAAGCUGUUUUACAGAUUCAUUCAACUUUACCAGACAGUCGGAUUCUGGUCUGUGCCCCGUCCAAUAGCGCCACUGACCUAGUUUGCAUGCGGCUGCAUGAGAGCAAAGUGCUUGCCCCAGGUGCCAUGGUGAGAGUGAAUGCCACCUGCAGAUUCGAAGAGACCCUCAGUGACACUGUACGACUCUACUGCAAAGAUGGGGAAGAUGUCUGGAAGGCAUCUCGCUACAGAAUCAUCAUCACCACAUGCAGCAGCUCUGGACUGUUCUACCAGAUUGGAGUGAGAAUCGGACAUUUCACCCACGUUUUUGUGGAUGAAGCAGGACAGGCGAGCGAGCCAGAAUGCCUCAUUCCUCUGGGCUUGGUCUCAGAAAUUAAUGGCCAGAUCGUACUGGCUGGAGACCCCAUGCAGCUUGGCCCGGUCAUCAAGUCCAGGCUUGCUCUUGCCUACGGAUUGAACGUGUCCAUGUUGGAAAGACUCAUGUCUCGCCCAUUAUAUCUGAGAGAUGAAAAUGCCUUUGGUGCUUGUGGAUCCUACAAUCCUCUGUUGGUUACAAAGCUUGUGAAGAACUACAGGUCACAUUCUGCACUGCUUUCCUUGCCCUCUAGACUCUUUUACUAUAAAGAACUGGAAUUCUGUGCUGAUACUGAAGUGGUCAACUCCUUGUUGGGUUGGGAAAAAUUACCCAAGAAAGGCUUCCCUCUGAUUUUCCAUGGCGUGAGGGGCAGCGAGACACGAGAAGGACGCAGUCCCUCGUGGUUCAAUCCUGCUGAAGCCGUUCAGGUCAUGCGCUAUUGCUGCCUCCUCACGAAGCACAUCUCCAGCGUCGUUUCGGUGAUGGACAUUGGCGUGAUCACCCCCUACAGGAAGCAGGUGGAGAAAAUCAGAGUUCUUUUGCGCAAUGUUGAUCUGAUGGAUAUAAAGGUUGGAUCUGUGGAGGAGUUUCAAGGACAGGAAUACUUGGUUAUCAUCAUCUCAACAGUACGGUCAAAUGAAGACAAGUUUGAGGAUGACAGAUUUUUUUUGGGCUUCUUGGCCAACUCAAAAAGAUUUAAUGUUGCCAUCACCAGACCCAAGGCUCUGUUGAUUGUGCUGGGCAACCCUCACAUUCUCGUCAAGGAUCCUUGUUUCAGUGCUUUGCUGGAAUACAGUUUAAGCAAUGGGGCCUACAUAGGCUGUGAUUUACCUCCCGAACUACAGUCCCUACAAGGUCAGGACUAGAGACGGGAUGGGCCUGUGCACGUAUUCUCCACUGUCACUGGGCGGAACGAAUCAUGAGUGUCUCCACCCGCCCCUGCCCUUCCGCCGGCUUGUUUCUGCUUCUCUUUGCCAUCCCCUGCCCACCAGUGCUCAAGCAGCUGGGGCACGGGCAGCCUGAGGAGCACUACAAGCCUCUUCUUGCCCCCUACUGCCCCGGGACACGGACGCAUCACGUCAGAAAUGGACCCCGGAGCUUU